Messenger RNA from Cygnus olor (mute swan), 1391 nucleotides. RefSeq names its product GSK-3-binding protein FRAT2-like. The record is from RefSeq and is a predicted model, not a curated record. Bases 148 to 738 code for a protein of 196 amino acids. Gene Ontology annotation, cellular component: cytoplasm. Lineage: Eukaryota; Metazoa; Chordata; Aves; Anseriformes; Anatidae. The transcript is spliced from 2 exons.
AUUGUUUACAAACGGAGCGCAGCGGGGCCGAGCUCCAGCCUCGGCCGCGGCCGCCGGAGCCGCGCGUGCUGCCGGGCGGCCCCCCCCCCCCCCCCUCCCCGGGCCACCCUCCCCCGGUGUCCCCCCCCCCCCCCUCCCCGGGCCGCGAUGCCGUGCCGGCCGGGCGAGCGCUUCGUGCUGCUCGAGCGGCCGGCGGCCGCCCCGCAGGCGGGCCCCAAGGAGGUGGACGCGCUGGUGGCCAAGCUGGGCGAGGUGCUGCAGCUCAGCGCUCAGCACCGGGCUCCCCGCGGCGCCGCCAAGCACCCGGGGCCGGGCAGCGCCCGGGACCGCGCCGCCCCUUACUCGCCGCGCUGCCCCUCGGCGGCCGGCGUCGGAGGCGGCGGCUGCGGGGCCCCGGUUCAGCCGCCGCCGCCGCGGGUCGCCAAGCAGCUGUGCGGCCGCGGCUGGCUGCGGAGCGCCGCCCGACGGAGGAAGGAGCAGCGGCAGCGGCAGCAGCAGCAGCGGCAGCGGGCGGCGGACGGGCCGGCGGCGGACGGGCCGGCGGCGGACGAGGAGGACGACGACGACCCGCACCGGCUCCUGCAGCAGCUCAUCCUCUCCGGGAACCUCAUCAAGGAGGCCGUGCGGCGGCUGCAGCUGGCCGUGGCGGCCUCCUCCGCCUCCUCCGCCUCCUCCUCAGCCUCCUCUUCCUCGGCGGCCAGCGGCGGGGGCGGCGAGGCGCUGCGGGCCCUGCAGUAGCCUCCCCCCUCUUCUCCGGGCGAGCUGGGCUGAAGGAGAAGCCGCCAGCGGGGGCUUGGGGGGCUUGGGGUGAGGCCCUAACCCCCCCGCCGCCUCCUCCUCCUCCUCCUCCUCUUCCUCUUCUUCCUCUUCUUCCUCCCUCGCCCGGGGUCCCGCUCCGGCCGGAGCCAUCUGCAAUAAUCCCGUGUGGUGGCCCUGGGGGGGGUGCCCGGCCCCCUCCCCGCAGGUUUGGCCGGGUGGCGGUGUUAUUUUUUUUAAUUUUAUUUUAAAUGUUCUAUUAUUCCCCCCCCCCCCCCCCCCCCUUCUCUCUCUCCCGUCGUGACUGUAUGAAGCAGUUUUCAAAAAAUGUGAAUAUCGAAGCUGGAAGGCAGCUGGACUUAUAAUUGUAACGCCUGAGGAGUGAAUGGAGCCAGAGAUGCAUUGUUCGCAUAAGGUAGCCGAAACAAGUUUUUUUUUCUACAAAAAAAGAAGAAAAAAAAACCUCAGAAAACAAAUCCACCCCUCCCCGACAAACUCAAUGGCUCAACUACAAGAUGCGGCUGUUGAUUAAAUAUAUGCACUUCGUACCGGAGCGUUUGAAAUGUGUUCCUGAUUUACAGGACUUACUGUCUUAAUUAACCUGUCUGUAUUGAAUAAACGUGGUCUUGUUUUUA